Messenger RNA from Penicillium pulvis, 1020 nucleotides. RefSeq names its product sideroflexin family transporter. Gene Ontology annotation, biological process: monoatomic ion transport; mitochondrial transmembrane transport. The record is from RefSeq and is a predicted model, not a curated record. The transcript has 4 exons. Lineage: Eukaryota; Fungi; Ascomycota; Eurotiomycetes; Eurotiales; Aspergillaceae. Gene Ontology annotation, cellular component: mitochondrial inner membrane. Gene Ontology annotation, molecular function: monoatomic ion transmembrane transporter activity. Bases 1 to 1020 code for a protein of 339 amino acids.
AUGUCUGCCUCGAUUCCUGGCUCCCGUGACCUCCCGGUCUCUCAGUAUGAUUUGACUACCUACUGGGGCCGUGUUCGCCAUGCCGCAGACAUUUCCGACCCGCGCACACUGCUCACCGGACCUGCUGGCUUGGAGCAAGCCAAGGGUGUUAUUGCCCAAUAUAAACAAAACAAGAUUCCCUUCAUGACACCGGAUCUAUGGAGCGCAAAGAAGAUCGUCGACGCUACUUUGCAUCCCGAUACUGGCGAACCGGUCUUUUUGCCAUUCCGCAUGUCCUGCUAUGUCAUGUCCAACUUGAUUGUGACGGCGGGUAUGCUUACCCCGGGUCUCCAGACCACUGGAACUCUCCUAUGGCAAAUCGGUAACCAGUCGCUCAAUGUUGCAAUCAACAAUGCCAAUGCCAACAAGUCGACCCCCCUGUCGUACUCCCAGAUCGCCAAGUCCUACUGCAUGGCUGUUACCGCUUCCUGCUCCGUCGCCCUGGGUCUUAACGCAUUGGUCCCUCGCCUGAAGAGCAUCUCCCCCAACACCCGCCUUAUCCUCUCCCGCCUUGUCCCCUUCGCUGCCGUCGCUAGUGCCAGUGCCUUAAACGUCUUCCUCAUGCGUGGUGAGGAGAUCCGCCAGGGUAUCGAUGUGUACCCUGUCCUAUCCGAUGAGGAGCGUGCCAAGCGCGAGGAGAUGGAGGAUGCUGAACCCCUGCAGAGUCUGGGCAAGAGCAAGAAGGCCGCUACCAUCGCUGUCGGUGAGACAGCCAUCAGCCGUGUCCUGAACGCCACUCCCAUCAUGGUGCUUCCCCCUCUGAUUCUUGUCCGCCUGGAGAAGACCCAGUGGCUUCGGGCUCGUCCUCGCAUGAUCCUGCCCGUCAACCUGGGUCUUGUCUUGACCACCUCUCUCUUUGCCCUGCCUUUGGCCCUGGCUGCCUUCCCCCAGCGUCAGGCUAUCAGUGCCAGCAGCCUUGAGGAGGAGUUCCACAGCCGUGGUGGUCGUGACGGCAUGGUCGAGUUCAACCGUGGAAUGUAA